Molecule: messenger RNA, 1482 nt
Organism: Durusdinium trenchii
Lineage: Eukaryota; Dinophyceae; Suessiales; Symbiodiniaceae
Source: the annotation of a GenBank genome assembly
AUGCUGCGGUGCGCUUGGACGUGGGCCGUCGUCCUGGGCGUGGCCCUGCUGCUGCUGCGUCACCGAAGGGGUCGCUGGGUCGAUCGUGACCGGUGGGUCACGGAAGAGUCCUUAGAGCGCCUGAUCAGUGACUACGCCCAGAUCUCUUCCACACACCUGAGCGGCACCGCCGCCGACACCGCCACCAGCGAAUGGCUCCGGCAAGAACUCGCGGCUGCGUCGGGGUUGGAGGUGAAGUUUCAGGAGUACACCUUGCCAGGGCCGCCUUUGUGGAUUCCGGAGGAUGAUGGGUCGCCUUCCUCCGGUUAUGGCUGCGACUUGGUGGCGCCUUCUGGACAAGCGAUCCCAUGCUAUGUGGUGCACCAGCCACCACGAGCAGCGGUGGCAUUGCAGGAGGUGCCUUUGAGCCAAAUCCUGCUGCUGCACGACCCCGACGUUUACAUCUUCUCCGCCGCGGACGUCUACCGGCCCUACUUGCGGCCGGAUGGGACGCUGCCCUACGCCGCAGUCAUCGUGGUCAACGCGCCGGCGGGACAAUCGGAAAGAGUCACUGAGCCUCGUCCAUUCGAUUGGAAUCAGAGGACUGCAACUCCUGCGCUCGUUCCGGUGGUCACAGUGAGCUACUUGUCCUCCCUGCUCCUCACGGGUGGCAACGUCUCCCUGCGCCUGCGGGGCCGCUGGGCGGCGCCCGCUCCGACGCGGAACGUCCUGGCCAUCGCCGCGCCGCCGAAAGGCUGCGGACCGGGCCCGUCGCAGCCCAUCUACCUGGGCACCCCAAUCAACGGCUUCUUCCGCGCCGCCGGCGAGCGCGGCGCCGGCAUCGCCCUCUUGCUGCAGCUGGCACAGCACUGGAACGAGAGGAUCGCGCCACGUGAGAGGUCCUCCAGGUGCCCUUGCUGGACGCCCAUCUUUGGCUUCACCUCUGGGCACGAGCAGUCGGACUCCGGCAUCGAAAGGAUGGUGAUUCCGUACUUGCAAGAGCUCGCAGCAGAUCUGCAUAUCCCUUUGAGUGAGAUACCCUUCAUCAGCAUCGGUGCAGGCCUCGCCAACUACGCCCACUUCGACGGCCUCAACUUCGCCGGCGCCGGGAGCGGCACCACGUCGAUCCGCGUGAGCUCCACACGACCGAAGCGCGCAGCUGGCGCGCAGCUCGUCACCGAGGUCCUUCGCGAACUAAGCAAGGACCAGCGGCUGAAUGACCUGGUUCAAGCAGAGCCAGGUACUUUGAGCCGUUGGACGGCCCAGGGCGCCAUCCUUCCUGCGCUGCACGCGGGGAUGCCGGCGUUGAACCUGGUGAGCGGAGGGCUUCGUGGGCGUUUUCAUCUUCCGAGCGAUGCGGAUGCCAGCUCGGUGAACCUCACCUCCUUAGCCACCUUCACCGACGCCUUUGCUGCGGCCCUCCACUGCGCCCUUCGCGGUGCGCGCGAAGAAGCGGAUCCAGGCGGCACCCUGCUGGAGCUGGUGGCAAGUGUCGUCCGGUAG